CGCUUUUUAACUUUCUGUCUGCAGUCUUGUCUGCAGCCUCGAUCGACGAAGAAAUCCAUCGUGUGUUUUCGUACUUAUUGAUAAUCUUUCGCAUAAUGAAGAAAUAUUUGUUGAUCUCGUUGGCUUCGCUGAUGAUUCUGGUUGUUGCCACUGAAAAAUAUACCGGAAAAUACGAUGACGUAGAUGUGGAUAAGAUUCUUCAAAAUAAUCGUGUUCUCAAUAAUUACAUCCGGUGUUUGUUGGACGAAGGACCCUGCACUGCCGAAGGUCGCGAAUUAAGAAAGACUUUACCGGAUGCUUUAUCGAGCAGUUGCAGCAAGUGCAAUGAUAAACAAAAGGCUACGGCAGAAAAAGUGAUAAAUCAUCUCAAAACAAAACGAUCCAAGGAUUGGGAUCGUCUUAUUGCCAAAUACGAUCCUCGUGGCGAAUAUAAAAAACGUUAUGAGCAAUUGUAGUUCUUUUUAUACAAAUAUUUUAUAAUUAUAAUAUUAUAAUAUUACAUUUUUAUAUAGAGAGGUCACGUAGUUAUUGUAAAAAAUAUUAGUUAUUCAAAAAA
Molecule: messenger RNA, 556 nt
Organism: Camponotus floridanus (Florida carpenter ant)
Lineage: Eukaryota; Metazoa; Arthropoda; Insecta; Hymenoptera; Formicidae
Product: ejaculatory bulb-specific protein 3
Exons: 2
Coding region: 96-455 (119 amino acids)
Source: RefSeq, a predicted model, not a curated record